CGGAGGAGCCUGCCCCCGGGCCCAUGCCCACUGCCCCUCCUGGGCAACUUGCCGCAGUUGUGGGGACCGUCGUUGUUACGCUCUCUGCUGGGGGUGAGUUCAGUUCCCGAGGGAUUUCUUGCCCUUCACCCCAAGGAGCAGGAGCCGUCGGGCUCUUGGUGGCAGAGGGAGACACAACCCCGACUCCAGGGACUGGCUCUCAGGAUCUCCGCCUGGCGUGUCGGGGGCCAGCGGAGGGGGAGGCCGUCCCCAGCUCUUCCUAGGACGAACCGCACGGAGCUGGGGGGCAGCAGCUCCUCCCGAAUCCGGCCUAACAGGCAAAGGGCCAAGCCACCCUGUCCUGCCGCCUCCCUGCACCCGAGUGGGCCGCGAGGCAGGAGAUUCCUACAGGCCAAAUGCUUGAUUCGGCUCCCGGGCGUGUGCAGAUCUGUAGCUGGGGUAAAUAGAUUUGGCCCCAGGCCUGUCCUUUCGGAGGCCGUGAUGGGACAGACGCCCGAAUGAUUUUGGCUACAGACCAGCCCCUACGGCUAAGAGCUCAUCUGCUUGGCCAUGUUGAAUACACAGUCGGGAACGGGCUGCUUCCCUCGCUGGGGGGGAUAUGUUCCCGGGCAGCGUAGUCCCGUCGAAGCUCGGCACACCCAGGAAACGCGGCGCUGGCUGCAUGAAUCCCGCAGCGCAGUUCAUGCUCCGAGACAAGUACGGCCCAGUGUUCACCAUCUACUUGGGGGCGCAGCGGGCAGUGGUGCUGUGGGGCUACGAGGCGGUGAAGGAAGCCCUGGUGGACCAAGCGGAGGAGUUCGGUGGCCGAGAGGGGUUAGCUCUUGUGGACAGGACCAGCAAGGGCAAUGGGCUUUUCUUCAGCAACGGGGAGACGUGGCGCCAGAUGCGCCGGUUUGCCCUCAGCACUCUGAGGAAUUUCGGGAUGGGGAAGAGGAGCAUCGAGGAGCGGAUCCAGGAGGAAGUCCGGUACCUGCUGGAGGAGUUCACGAAGACAGAAGGGAUGCCCUUGGACCCCACCUUCAUGCUGCGGCGCUCUGUCUCCAACGUCAUCUGCUCCGUGGUCUUCGGGGCGCGGUUCAGCUACGAGGAUGAGGAGUUCCAGACGCUGCUCGACCUGAUCCAGGCGAACUUCCGGCGCGUGGACACCAUCUGGGUGCAGUUCUACAACCUCUUCCCCGCCGUCAUGAACCACCUGCCCGGCCCUCACAACCGGCUCUUCGAGAACUUCGAGGAGCAGAAGCGCUACGUGGCCAGGGUCGUCCGGAAGCACAAAGAGACCCUGGACCCGUCCUCCCCGCGGGACUACACAGACGCUUUCCUGAUCCGGAUGCAGCAGGAGGAAAACGAUCCGGACACCAAAUUCCACCACGAAAAUUUGAUCCUCUCAUCACUGGAUUUAUUUUUCGCGGGCACGGAAACCACCAGCACCACGCUGAGAUAUGGGCUGCUGAUUCUGCUGAAGUAUCCUCACGUCACAGAAAGAAUUCAGGAGGAGAUUGAGCGAGUCAUCGGCCAGGACCGCAUCCCGGGCAUGGAGGACAGGUCCAAGAUGCCCUACACCGACGCUGUGAUCCAUGAGAUUCAGAGGUUCGCGGACAUCAUUCCUCUGGGCGUUCCCCACUCGGUGACACGGGACACCCGGUUCAGGGAAUACGCCAUCCCUAAGGGCACGGCCAUCUUUCCCAUCUUGCAUUCCGUCCUGCACGACCCCGCGCAGUUCGAAGACCCGGAGACCUUCGACCCCGGGCAUUUCCUGGACGAGGCGGGUGGAUUUCAGAAGAACGCGGCGUUCAUGCCCUUCUCCGCAGGGAAGCGGGCGUGUCCCGGCGAGGGCCUGGCCCGCAUGGAGCUCUUCCUCUACUUCACCUCCAUCCUGCAGCGCUUCGCCCUCCGCUCGCCCGCCCGCCCGCAGGACCUCGACAUCACCCCCGAGUACCACGGCUUCGGCAAGGUGCCACGCGGGUAUCAGCUGCAGCUCGUCCCCCGCUGAACGCCAGCAGCCGUGCCACGGCGGUCAGGCCCAGUUCCCCGUCGGCCUGCACCUCGCACAGCGCGUUACACGGGUGCAAAACACUAUCGGGGCCGGGCAGAAGCAUUGUGCACAUGAGAAAACCAGGAGCAUGGCAGUGGAGGAUCCCACGUGGGUGUGUGAGCCCAGCUCUGUGUGUGUGUGUGUGUGUGUGUGUGUGUGUGUGUGUGUGUGUGUGUGUGUGUGUACUGCCCCCUGCUGGAGGGACUGAGCCCUGCUCUGUGUGUGUGUGUGUGUGUGUGUGUGUGUGUGUGUGUGUACUGCCCCCUGCUGGAGGGACUGAGCCCUGCUCUGUGUGUGUGUGUGUGUGUGUGUGUGCGUGUACUGCCCCCUGCUGUAGGGACUGAGCCCUGCUCUGCGUGUGUGUGUGUGUGUGUGCAAGGCACACUAGAUACACUCGCCGUGUCCGUGGUCUGUCUGAAGCCGACUCCCCUUUGGCAAAGAGAAGCGGUUGAAAUACAAUCCAGUUUCGUUGUG
Messenger RNA from Malaclemys terrapin pileata, 2506 nucleotides. RefSeq names its product cytochrome P450 2B4-like. NCBI's taxonomy places the organism in Eukaryota, Metazoa, Chordata, Testudines, Emydidae. The transcript has 9 exons. The coding region runs from base 599 to 1990 and encodes 463 amino acids. Gene Ontology annotation, cellular component: intracellular membrane-bounded organelle; cytoplasm. The record is from RefSeq and is a predicted model, not a curated record. Gene Ontology annotation, molecular function: heme binding; iron ion binding; oxidoreductase activity, acting on paired donors, with incorporation or reduction of molecular oxygen, reduced flavin or flavoprotein as one donor, and incorporation of one atom of oxygen. Gene Ontology annotation, biological process: xenobiotic metabolic process.